CUCCUCUCACCGUCCUCACGCCUCUGCCUCACAAACAUCCAUCUUUUUGGACGUGAGCUCGAGUAAAAUGGCCGCUCCCCGCCGCUUGAAUAUUUUCCUGCUAGUAGCAGUAGUGCAAAUCGCAUUUGCAAACCUUUCAGCUUGUGAAAACGAUAAAAUCAUCUCCUUAGAUCUCAAGCAUCUAGACCAUCAUGUAGACUCUCCACUGCACGAUGCCCACACUACAUUCGCCGAGAGAAUUCACAGCGCUGUGAAGAGGAGUCAAGCCCGAGCUUCAGCUUUCAAAAGCAUUGUGGGGGCCGGAGUGACUCCCAGAGGACUCAACUUCGACUCGACGAUCGAGCUGUCCACAAAAGCCACCAGCUUCCAGUCGCCCGUCUCUGCAGCGCCGGGGGGCUACAUCAUGAGCAUUUCAAUAGGAACGCCCCCGCAGACGAGGACCGCCAUCGCAGACACGGGCAGCGACCUCGUCUGGCUGCAGUGCGCUCCGUGCUCCGUGUGCUACCAGCAGCCCGAUCCACUCUUCGACCCUCGGCAGUCCUCGACCUAUAAGAAAAUCCGAUACUUCAGCUCGCUCUGCGGCGAGCUGCCUCAAGUGUCCUACAACUGGGGCUACUGCACGUACCGCUACGGCUAUGGGGAUCAGUCCACCACGCAGGGAGACUUCGCCCUCGACACUCUGACACUCAGCGCCACAGAUGGCUCCACUCAGACCGUCCCCAACUUCGCAUUCGGCUGCGGGAAGCGCAACCAGGGCACCUUCUCCGGCACCGAUGGACUGGUUGGUCUGGGACGCGGUGCCAUCUCCUUCAACGAGCAGAUCGGAUCCCUCAUCGGCUCGAAAUUUUCUUAUUGCCUGGUCGAUGCUUUCAGCUCGGCCACGGAGACGAGCCCCCUGAUUCUCGGAGAUGCUGCAGAGUCCACCGGCAACAGUCUAAAUGCAAUGAUCAAAUACACUCCUCUGAUCCGUAACCCAGCGGCCGAUACAUUCUACUAUGUGAAACUGAACGGGAUUUUGGUGAACAAUAGGCCGGUAUCGGGAAUUCGGUCUAGCGAUUUCACGCUCAAUGUUUUGACGGGCCAAGGAGGAGUGAUUUUGGACUCGGGGACCACCAUCACGCAGCUCAUCCAGUCGGCCUACAUUCCUCUUCUGACGAAGCUGCAGUCGCUUAUUCAGUACUCUCAGAUUGACAGCUCCCAGAUUGGGCUCGACCUCUGCUACGAUCUGUCAGGGGUCGCGAGCCCGACUUUCCCCUCAGUCACUUUCCAGUUCCAGGGUGUGGAUCUUGUCCUUCCUGCGAAUAAUUUGUUCUUGCAGAUCGAUGAUCAAGGGACCACUUGCUUGGCCUUGGCUGGAACCAGCGACUUCACCAUCAUCGGCAACAUUCAGCAACAGAACCAUUACUUCCUGUACGAUGUGGCUAACGAGCGUGUGGGCAUCGCUCCCGUCGACUCUUGCUCGAAUGUGAGGAUCAUAGAUGCUUCUGAAGGCAGUGCCAAGGACGAGCUUUGAUCCCAAUCAGAUGUAGAAUGCAGUAUUAACACCCUGAUAUUGAACGUAGACUGUGCAUAAGACUAUAUUUGGAGCUGAAGUCGGGGAGGAGAAACUUUCAAAUUCUCCAUUCAUCGUGUACUCCUUAUCUUCGGCAAGCGUUCAGGUGUGAUGAUAGUAAAUUUGAGCAAGUACUGAAGUACUCCAGCUCGAUACAAACAGUGGUACUAGCAUUUGCUCUGACUUUAGAAUAAGAUGUCCUCGAUGAAGCACUGGAUUGUUUGUUGUACACCAACAGUUCGACAGAUAUAUUAAACCAAAAUGAGCUUCUGAAGAGAGGUUGUAAUUCAACCUCCAUCACAAGAUCGUUUAUCUCUUCUGCAAGGUUGAUCUGUCGUCAUUACC
Molecule: messenger RNA, 1897 nt
Organism: Marchantia polymorpha subsp. ruderalis
Lineage: Eukaryota; Viridiplantae; Streptophyta; Marchantiopsida; Marchantiales; Marchantiaceae
Source: the annotation of a GenBank genome assembly